This is a messenger RNA of Tachysurus vachellii, 1350 nucleotides long. RefSeq names its product ras-related protein Rab-20-like. The transcript has 2 exons. Gene Ontology annotation, molecular function: GTPase activity; GTP binding. Bases 242 to 970 code for a protein of 242 amino acids. Gene Ontology annotation, biological process: intracellular protein transport. NCBI's taxonomy places the organism in Eukaryota, Metazoa, Chordata, Actinopteri, Siluriformes, Bagridae. Gene Ontology annotation, cellular component: endomembrane system. The record is from RefSeq and is a predicted model, not a curated record.
CUUGAACAUCAACUUCCUAAACAUGAUCGUUAGAAGUUUUCACUAUUCUUGUGUCCGCCUUGUGUCUUGUGUUCAGCUUUAUGACCGUUAACUUACGCACGUAUUCAUGUAUUAGGGAGUAAAAUCUGAACCAUGUCACAUGAGAAAAAAACUUCAGUCAGUUUGAGCUUUUUGUUUGUUUUGUGCUGUCAUUAGUGUUUAAACACUUAAACAUGACGUGGUGUUAGAAGAGUUUCUGAACAUGGCCGAACCCACGAAGAAGCUGAAAAAACCUGACGUGAAAAUCGUGUUGCUGGGUGACAUGAAUGUGGGGAAAACGUCUUUACUCCAUAGAUACACCGAGAGGAGGUUUAAGGACACAGUGAGCACAGUCGGAGGGGCUUUCUUUCUCAAGCAGUGGGGACCCUAUAAUAUCUCCAUAUGGGACACAGCAGGUCGGGAACAGUUCCACGGUCUGGGUUCUAUGUACUGUCGUGGUGCAGCUGCAGUCAUCCUCACCUAUGACAUGACCAGCUGGCAAAGUUACGAAGAGCUGGAGGACCGAUUCCUAUCCUUAACUGAUACUGCCAACACUGACUGCAUCUUUGCCAUAGUAGGCAACAAAGCUGACCUGACUGACUCUCAUGCCCAGGAUUUAAAUUCAGACGGAGAGGAGGAGAACAAGCCUAUACGCAUUUCUCUUUCUUCCUCCUCUCUGCAGCGCAAACAGGUGAACAGAGAAGAUGCCAUGGCUCUGUAUGCACGUGUGCUACGUUACAAAGGGCUGGACGAGAAGGCCUGUCUGCCUGCAGAAAGCAUGUGCUUUGAGACCAGUGCUAAAACUGGCUACAAUGUGGAUAUGCUGUUUGAAAAUAUGUUUGACUUGGUGGUGCCCUCGAUCCUGAAGAAGCGGAAUGAGGGCGAGAGCUCCACUGUUGACCUGGAAGCACCCAGCACAGGCAAGAGGAAUAAAUCUGGCUGCUGUACCUAAGAAGAGCGUCAAGAUCGGGAAUGCGGAUUUACUCCCUAAUACAAUGAAGGCACAGAAACUUGUUUAAACUCUGGUAACCUUUUCUGUUAGAAAGGAAGUCCACAUUUCAAGAAAUCAAGUCAUUUGUAAAUGAUCAAUGUUGAGAAUUGUUAUUUAACAAAAACAACUACUACUCAAGCUCAAAUCGAUAUGAAGACAACAACUCUUAAACAGUAUUUUAAAUUUGUGCUGCUGUGGUGACUUUUAAUUUUUUUAUGUUGCGCUGUGAUUCUUGUGCUUCCGUUUAUCACUAUUUUUUCAAUGAAGCCAUCUCAUGACAAAUGUGGAAAAAAUAUCAAGUAUGAAUUGUAUUCAAUUGAAAAAUAAACUAUACAAAUGAU